AUGGACGAACAAGAUACUUUAUUGAUAUGUCCAUACAAUCAAAGUCAUCGUAUUGUCAAAAGCGAGAUGCAAAAUCACUUGAUACACUAUUGUGUUAACCGUCCUUGGAAUAAUUGGAAAAUGGAAACAUGUCCAUACGAUACAAGUCAUGUAAUUUCAAAUGAAACAUUUCCAUACCAUUUGGAAAAUUGUUUCAAAAGAGCAACACUUGAAAAAUUAAUUACAUCACAGGAACCAAACCAAAGUGCCGGGGCCGAGUGUAUAGACAACAUAAUAAAUGUUGUUUCUGUCCCUCCACAGAAUGAUAACUGUGACAAUAUGGACGCAAUGGACGAACAAGAUACUUUAUUAAUAUGUCCAUACAAUCAAAGUCAUCGUAUUUGUCAAAAGCGAGAUGCAAAAUCACUUGAUACACUAUUGUGUUAA
This is a messenger RNA of Leptopilina heterotoma, 426 nucleotides long. Its product is annotated as gametocyte-specific factor 1-like. NCBI's taxonomy places the organism in Eukaryota, Metazoa, Arthropoda, Insecta, Hymenoptera, Figitidae. The transcript has a single exon. The record is from RefSeq and is a predicted model, not a curated record. The coding region runs from base 1 to 426 and encodes 141 amino acids.